Messenger RNA from Jatropha curcas, 1475 nucleotides. RefSeq names its product Pyridoxamine 5'-phosphate oxidase family protein. The record is from RefSeq and is a predicted model, not a curated record. Lineage: Eukaryota; Viridiplantae; Streptophyta; Magnoliopsida; Malpighiales; Euphorbiaceae.
CGGAAAGAGAAGAUGCAAGCGACUGAAUUUCAAAUAAUAUGAAAAUAUAAAUAUAUUCGUGUGUUUCUUACAGAACCUCACUCCUGUCUCUGGCAUCAAACCCUCUUCAAAACCCUUCUCUUCUCGUAUCUCUGUCUAUCUGCUGAAUAAUAAUGGAAUCUAUUUCGAGUUCAAUGUUCGUCUCUAGAUUCCCUGAAACAGUCCCAAUUAUCAACACCUCAUCUUCUUCAUAUGCUUCUUCUCCUUCUUCAUCUUCUUCUUCUUCUUCUUCUUCUUCUUCUGACAUAAUCUACCUAUCAGAUAAGCGAAUUGGGUCUCUCAAAUUUCCUGAAACUGCUCGUUUUCCAGGCCUUCGGACUCGGGCUCUUGCACGUGAGCUAUCAGGUGGGGAAGGAGAAGAUCACAGGCCUUUGGAUAAUGGGUUCAGCUUUCUUUCUGAUGAUGAGUCUCUUUUUUUCUCUCAGGAUAAUAAUGAAAAGGAUGCAGAGAAAAUAGUGAAGUUUGAGACACCUUUGGCGGUCGGGGGAACCAGGGCUGGGCUUUUUAGAACUCCAAUUUCAGGUGGAGUGCAAAGUGCAACCUCAGCUCAUGGAUUACCUCGACCAGCCUUAGCAGUCCGCAAUUUGAUGGAGCAGGCCAGAUUUGCUCAUCUAUGUACUGUCAUGUCUCGAAUGCAUCAUAGAAGAGAAGGAUAUCCAUUUGGUUCCUUGGUUGACUUUGCACCAGAUCCAAUGGGCCAUCCAAUAUUUUCAUUUUCUCCAUUGGCUAUCCACACACGAAAUUUAUUAGCAGACCCUAGAUGCACGCUCGUUGUGCAGAUACCUGGAUGGAGUGGCUUGUCAAAUGCUAGGGUAACAAUCUUUGGUGAUGUCUUUCCACUUCCAGAAAAUCAACAGGAGUGGGCUCAUAAGCAGUACAUUGCAAAACAUCAACAAGGGCCUUCGCAACAGUGGGGGAAUUUCUAUUACUUUAGGAUGAAGAACAUAAGUGACAUAUAUUUUAUCGGAGGCUUUGGCACUGUUGCUUGGGUUGAUGUUAAGGAGUAUGAGGCCCUUAAGCCUGAUAAAAUUGCAGUUGAUGGAGGCGAGCAAAAUCUCAAGGAACUUAAUGCAAUCUUCUCAAAGCCCCUUAAAGAGCUCUUGUCCACCGAAGCAGAAAUAGACGAUGCUGCUCUUAUAUCAAUAGACAGCAAAGGAAUCGAUAUCCGGGUCCGUCAAGGUGCACAGUUCAACAUACAGAGGCUAUCAUUUGAAGAAGGGCAUGCGGUUGAAACAUUAGAAGAAGCCAAGGCUGCUCUAUGGAAACUAAUAAACAAAGGCCAAGUUCACAAUUUGCAGAAAUAAGAAUUGGGUGGCAUUGCAUAUUUAUGAAAUUUAUUUACUCUUUAGUCCUUGUGUUAUAGCGUAUUACAUUAGUCAGGACCUUUAUUUUCAAUAAUUUAUUAAAAUAGUCUUUACAUUUUUGUGAUCCUCCAA